UUUAGCGACAUCACUCGACCAUUGGGAGAAUCAUUUAAGGCUUUUUUAGGACAAUGGUCACCAACCUACAAGUGCCAAAUUAAUGUCAUGUAUACCAUCCUCUCUGGGCUAUACUUAUGUUCACACACAAUGGUGUUAGUCAAAACAAGCGUUGUUAUUGGCCGAGUGGAGUUCUUUCAAUCACCUCGUGAUGUCGCUGAAGAUAAGUUAAACCGAUUUGCUGCCGACCAUGAAGACUUCUGACGUUUUUCUUCCAUACUUUGAAGACAGCCGUGAACAUUUUAGACAAGUGCAUUCAUUAUUCUAAAAUUACCGUGGAAGGGUAUUAAUAUGAACACGGACGAAUAGUUGUUCUCAUUCUCUCUGCUUGUUCCAUGGUAUGGAAGCUGCUCGGGAGAUGGCGUAGCUGUAGCUUUUGAAAUUGUGACUCUUUGACUUUUGGUUCCUAUAACCUCGUGUUGUGCUUUUGUGUUCGGCGGGUCGCGAUCAGGUGAAGUAUUGUUGUACUUUUGUACUAUAAAUUGCACGAGAUAUUGCAAUUUAAUAUCGAAGAUAUUGAUCCAAAGCCUUGCUUCAAAUUCACUCUCAGAAGGCAGAGGUAUUCUGAGCAAUCAUGAGCCGAUUUUUUCAACAAGGGUCCGAUUCAGAGACCGAAACUUCAUCUGAGGAAGAUGUACCCCAGCGAGCACCCGUCGCUGCUUUUACGUUCAGCGACGAAGAAGAAGAUACCAAAAGAGUUGUACGUUCUGCAAAAGAGAAGAGAUAUGAAGAAUUGCAUAACCUUAUCAAACAGAUCAGGAAUUAUCGAAAAAUCAAAGACAUGAGUAGUAUGCUUUCAAGUUUUGAGGAUUUAAUGAGAGCUUAUACUAAAGCAAUUCCAGUAAUUAACAAAGAAGAAAAUGGAGUUACUCCAAGAUUUUACGUGCGUUGCUUGGUUGAAGUUGAAGACUUCAUUAAUGAAAUGUGGGAAGAUAGAGAAGGAAGGAAAAAUAUGUCAAAAAAUAGUUCGAAAUCUUUGACAUCAUUGCGCCAAAAAUUGAGGAAAUACAAUAAAGAUUUUGAAGAUGAUUUGGCAAAAUUCCGUGAGAACCCAGACCAAGGGGAUGAAGAGGAGGAGGAAGAGAAAGAGGCUCAACCAGAUUCAGAUGAUGACGAUGACGAGGAAGAAGAUCCAAAAAUGGCAUUCAGAAAGGAUGGAUCUGAAUCCAGUGCAGGUGCAUCCAAAUUUGCAAAGAAAGCAGUUACUGAUGAUGAUGAUGAAAGUGAUGACUCUGAUUGGGAUUCGGAUCCUGAGAGUUCAUCAGAAAGUAGUGAUCCGGAGGAUAAGAAUCUGACUUUGCGAGAGAAGUUCUUAAAGAGAACUACUGACAAGGAGGAAGAGGAGAAAAAAGAGAAGAAAGAUAAAAAAGACAGGAGAGACAAGGAAAAGAAGCAGAGGAAAGAUGAUGAAGAGGGUGAAUGGGAAACUGUUAGAGGGAGUGGAGCAAUACCAUCAGAAAAGCCUAAAAUGUUUGCUAAAGAUGCAGAAAUUGAUUUAAAUCUGGUGGUAAAGAAACUGAAUGAGAUUGUUGCUGCUCGAGGCAAAAAGCGCACUGAUCGCCGUGAGCAAAUCAAACUUUUACAUGAGCUUUGGAAUGUAGCAGAUGCUCACAAUUUAGGACCAGCUAUAGCUAUUAAAAUUAAAUUUGCUAUAGUUUCUUCCAUCUUUGACUACAAUCCUAAAUUCUCUGAAGCGAUGAAACCAGAAUACUGGGCCAAAUUACUUGACAACAUUGAUGAAUGUGUGGAACAGCUUUUGGCCACUCCUGAGAUUAUGGUUGGAGAGCAAGUUCUGGAAGAAAAUGAAAUACUGGACAAAGCUCCAUAUAAAGUUCGAGGUUGUAUUUUAACUAUUGUUGAACGACUUGAUGAAGAAUUUAUCAAGUUAUUGAAGGAAUGUGAUCCUCAUAGUAAUGAAUAUGUUGAAAGAUUGAAGGAUGAGAAGAGAGUUUCGCACAUAAUUGAUAAAGUUCAAGAAUAUUUGGAACGACAAGGAGUUUCUUCUGAAUUAUGUCGUAUUUAUCUUCGGAAAAUUGAACAUGUUUAUUAUAAAUUUGAUCCAGAAGUUCUGAAGCAGAAAGAGGGAGAAUUGCCACCUGAUACUGUAACAAGUGUUCAAGUGAUGGAAAAACUCUGCAAGUUUGUGUACGCCAAAGAUGCAACUGACAGAUUGCGUACCCGUGCCAUUUUAUCUCAUAUCUAUCAUCAUGCUCUACAUGACAACUGGUUCCAAGCUAGAGAUCUGAUACUUAUGUCUCACUUACAAGAAGCAAUUCAGCAUUCGGAUCCUCCUACCCAGAUCCUGUACAAUCGAACAAUGGCACACCUGGGUCUCUGUGCCUUCCGACAUGCCAACAUCAAAGAUGCACAUAAUUGUUUAGUGGAUUUGAUGAUGACUGGUAAAGUCAAGGAAUUGUUGGCGCAGGGUUUGUUACCUCAGAGGCAACAUGAAAGGAGCAAAGAACAAGAGAAAAUUGAAAAACAGCGACAAAUGCCAUUCCAUAUGCACAUUAAUCUUGAAUUGUUGGAAUGUGUUUAUCUAGUUUCAGCCAUGCUUAUUGAAAUUCCUUAUAUGGCUGCUCAUGAGUUUGAUGCUCGCAGAAGAAUGAUUUCCAAGACCUUUUAUCAGCAACUCCGCUCAAGUGAGAGACAGUCACUUGUUGGUCCUCCUGAAUCAAUGAGGGAACACAUAGUUGCUGCAUCUAAAGCCAUGAGAAAUGGAAAUUGGUCUGCUUGUAAAAAUUUUGUUAUUAAUCCCAAAAUGAAUGCAAAGGUGUGGGAUUUGUUUCAUCAAGCUGAAAAAGUUCAAGAAAUGUUGAGUCGAUUAAUUCAAGAGGAGGCUUUACGCACCUAUCUUUUCACUUAUUCACAUGUGUAUGAUUCAAUUUCAAUGGCUACUCUUGCUGAAAUGUUUGAAUUGAGCAGGCCUAUAGUUCAUUCCAUAAUUAGUAAAAUGAUUAUUAAUGAAGAAUUGAAGGCAUCACUUGAUGAUCCAACUCAAACUGUUGUUAUGCAUCGUAGUGAACCUAGUCGUUUACAGUCACUUGCAUUACAGCUCACUGAUAAAGUACAUAAUUUUGUUGAUUCCAAUGAGAGAAUAUUCGAAAUGAAACAAGGUAAUUUCUUCAACCGUGGAGGUGGUGGUCAGGGCUUCCGUGGCCGUGAGAACUUUGGACGACAGGGACAAGAUUGGGGAAGACGUCGAGAGCGAGGAGAAAGAGCCUACUGAUAACAUAGUCCCAGUUAUUUUAAUUUUGCUUCUUUGGAUGUUAAAUCAAGAGAACCAUAAUAGAAAUUUUCUAUGUCCAUUAUAUCAUGAAUUAUAUGUACAUUAAAAUUGUGUAUAAUUUCUAUGACAAUGUUAAAAGGUAAAUGGUCAAUCUUAAACACACAAUUUGGAAUUAUGUUUUGAAAUGUUCUGUGAAUUAGCCAAAAUAUACUACCAUCUUGAAUUAUGGAUCUUUGAAUUGUUUCCAAUAUAAUUCUAAUGAAUUUUCCUGUUUUUGUCUCUUAGACUUUUUAGUGUUAAACAACAAGUGAUUGUUGAUCUUCCUCAUAUAUUUUACUAUCUCGCCACAGCUUACACAGUAUAGAGAAAGUAUUGUAAUUCUAUGGGGGAACCGGCUAAUUUUUUAUACAAAAACUCAUAUUGUAGGGCCCUGGUAACAAAAUUGGGGAUAAAGCUUGUCCCUAGAUGUAGUCAAUUUCUUCCUCUAAUACAUUCUGUAGUCAGAAUCCAUGUUUGCGAGUCCGUGAUACCAAAAAAUUGAUUGAGUGGUCAACGCUAGUUUCUAAACCAUUGAACCUUUCUCCAAAAUUGAUUUUCCCCCAUGGAUUUGGCUGAUGUCAGGGGCCCCAUGAAUUUGAAACCCAUAUUUUCAAUUGGGGGAGGGUGUUCUUUAUAUGAAGCCCGUCAGACAUUUCAAAUUUCAACAUUAAUUUUCAAAAUUAUACAAAAAAAAGGGUCAAAUUUUUUUAUUAAUUUUUUUUUUGGAUUGUAUAAAGGCUGAAAAUGGUGCAAUUUCAUGGUCUUAAAAAUAACAUAUUUUUUAAAAUUUACAAAAGUACAAUUUUUUGGGGCACCUUCCUACAACUAUAAUAUUGAAGAUGAAGAUUUGUUUCCUUUAUGAAAUCUUAUCCUUAAAACACAUCUUGAAAUAAUGUCCUAUUCAAUUUUUCAAAAAUAUGAAUAGCAUUCUUGUGAUUUUGCAUGAAAUAU
This is a messenger RNA of Gryllus bimaculatus (two-spotted cricket), 4258 nucleotides long. NCBI's taxonomy places the organism in Eukaryota, Metazoa, Arthropoda, Insecta, Orthoptera, Gryllidae. The record is from the annotation of a GenBank genome assembly.